This is a messenger RNA of Trachemys scripta elegans, 3561 nucleotides long. RefSeq names its product dual oxidase maturation factor 2 (gene DUOXA2). Gene Ontology annotation, biological process: protein transport. Bases 175 to 1143 code for a protein of 322 amino acids. The transcript has 6 exons. Lineage: Eukaryota; Metazoa; Chordata; Testudines; Emydidae. The record is from RefSeq and is a predicted model, not a curated record. Gene Ontology annotation, cellular component: endoplasmic reticulum membrane.
AGGACAGAGUUGCACAGAUGGUCCUGGGGCCAUCCCAGCCCUCGCCCCAGGCCCUCCCACAAUGCCCGGAGCGAAUCCCAGGCCCGAGGCGCUGCUUAGACACCCUGGCACCGGGCACGUCUAAGUCGCUCUGUCUCUCUCUCAGGUUUCCCGCCCUCUGCCCAGCCGUGCACAAUGACUCUCUUCGAUGGCGUCUACCCCUUCUACCCUCAGCCGAGGAAGGCCUACGCGUUCGAUGUCAGCUCCAUCAUCGUCAUCGCCGUCUUCCUAUCGCUGGGGCUCAGCUUCCUGCUCAUCCUGCCGGGGAUCCGGGGCCGAGCGAGGCUGUAUUGGCUACUCCGGGUUAUCCUGAGCCUUUUCAUUGGGGCGGUGAUUGUUGCUGUGCAGUUCACCGGGGACUGGGAGACUGGCCAGGUGACAGCAAACACCUCCUACAAAUCCUUCAGCCACACCAUGGUGAACGCCGACGUUGGCCUGCACAUCGGCUUGGGGGGAGUCAACGUCACGCUAGUAGGGAACCCAGUGAAUCAGAUCAAUGAAACCAUCAACUACAACGAGCACUUUGCCUGGCGCUUUGGAGUAAACUACGACCAAAUCUACAACGAGGGCCUGGCGAAGGGGCUGCCCAGCCCCAUCCUGUAUGUGGCAGAGAAGUUCAGCCAGCAGAGCCCCUGCGGCGUGUACAGCCAGUACAGAAUCUCCGGCCACUACGCAUCAGCAACUCUCUGGGUGGCAUUUUGUGCUUGGCUCAUUUCCAACAUGCUGUUCUCCAUGCCAGUCCUGGUCUACGGGGGCUACAUGAUCCUGGUCACUGGGGCCUUCAUGAUCUUCUCGCUGCUCUCCUUCUCCACGGUCAGGAACUCCCCCAUGUGCGCCAUCCAGUUCGGUCCAGCCUCCUUGCAGACUGUCUACGGGGCAUCCUUCUGGCUCACACUUGCAACAAGCUUGCUUUGUUUCCUGAUUGGGGUGGUAGUGGUUGCGCUGCACCAUCUCCGACCUAAGGCACUGAAAGCCUUCUUUGAUCUGAGCGAGGACGAAGAGGAAGGGGAUGCGAUGCUGGGGGAAGCAUAUGGCAACCCCCACUUCCGGGCAAGCAAAAAGAAUCCUUAUGACAACUUUGCACUGACCAUUGAGGCGGUCUAGAGGAAGCUCCUCCUCCCUCCCUAGUUGGACCCUAAGCACGAGGAAGCAGAGCACUAAGGAGUCCAGAUCCUUCUCCAGCUCUUCACCGAGAUCGAACUCACACGUCCUGCUGGCACCUGAGAGAUCAGCAAGCGCCUUGCCACGCUCUGCUGGGCUGAGAACCCUCCAAGUUCGUCUCCUCUCCAGCGAUCUCCAGAGAAAGGGAAGACGCUGCCUCGGAGUUGCGCUGCAUAGUCGCUCUGCUCAAAUGGGUUCCCAGGGGCCGUUUCCGCUUGCACUUCCACACCCUUUCUGGAGUCAAGUCAAAACUCUCCCUUUUCCCACUGGACUCACAUCCAGCUACAGAUGUUGAACCCACGAGUAGGGGGAAUGGAAUCUUGCAUGGAGGGGCUGUGACACCCACAUAUAAUAAGUAUGUGAGAGACACUCGGAUCCUGCAGGCAGGACUGAAGUGCUACUGGCAUCCAGUAUUCUACGUAACAGACUGAAAAGGCCAAACCUAAUAUGAAGAAUAUUGAAGCUUUUUAGUAUGUUCAAUGAGCAGCUCUGGGCGGGGGGGAGGAGGGGAGAUCGCAAAGAACAAUAAUCAAGUCAUGCAAUGACGAUCCCUAAUGAGCUGCCUCCUGGUGCAGUCCCGCUGGUCAGCACUAUAACUCUCUCUGUUAGGGAGGGCAGCUGGAAUAUUGGCACAACAAGACAGCAGGGGAGCAUUGCACUAAAGCACUGCCAGCAACCAGGUUAGGUACAGCAAGGGGGUAGAAGUACCUUCAUGGGGAGCAAACGUUGCCAAGUAAAGGGCUCUAAUCUAGCAGCAAAAGGCAGCACAAGAACCAAUGGCCAGAGGUUAAAGCCAGCCAAAUUCAAAGUGGAGAGAAGGCCCCAGUUGUUAACAGUGAGGGAGCAUAACGACUGGCACAAACUCCCAAGGCAGGGGUGGAUUCUCCAUCUCUGGAAGUUUUCAAGUUCCAGCUGGCACCUUUCUGGGCCUCACAGCCUUUAGGGCCAGAAGGGACCAUCACAGCCUCCUGCGUGUUACAGACCACAGAACCUCCCCCACCCACUCUGGCAAAAGGCCCAUAACACAAGUUAUGGGGCUCAAUACAGGGGCAACGGGGGUGAAGUUCUCUGGCCCAUGCCAUAUAGGAGGGUUACAUUCGAUGAUUGAAUGGUCCAUUCUGGCCUUAAAAACUGUGUAUCCUUGCCUGCUUCAGCAGCCACAUGGGGCAGGCGCUGUAUGCUGCCUGUAGCUAAUAGCACAGCCAUGGGCCUAAUCCACUUGCUGGAACAAGGGCUUAGGGAGGUUUCACUUUAAAAAGAGAUGCAUUGGGUGGGUACAAAGCUGAAUGACUCCUAAAGCCAUGGAUUCAGUCCCACGUACCAGUCACACCCCAGGUCCCACGGCUUCGCUGGCACCUGAGCCAGCAAGUCCUCUGUCUUAGGCCAGCCCACGCUCAUGUUCCUCCUGUAGCUCUCAAACCCUAGGGGCCACACCUGGGGCCUCGCCCCUUGGAGAUCUAGCUCCCUGUUCCCCCUGGGGAGGCAGCACUUGGGUUCACCAUCACCUACUGCUUCCAGAGACCCUGCUGUCACCUCCCUGGUGCUGUGAGUCACCAUCCUGGGGCCAGCUCUCUGAGUUCUCUGUAAAUCUCCCUGUGGUCAGCCAAGCCCAUGGCAAGUGGUUCUAUGAAUGUGCUGGGGCAAAGGUUUUGUGGGGUAAGUGCCCACAGGCAGGCGAGCUCCACAAAGGAGACACUAAGGCUGAGCGUGGGGCCCACAGGCAGGUGGUCACAUGGCAGCACCUGACUGUCUGACAGUGGGCAGGCGGUGGGCGACCAGGCCCUAGCUCUGCGUGUCUGUUGGGCAGGAAUGCAGGUGUGGGGAAUGGGACUGCGCAGACAGCCAUGCCAUUGUGGGGGCUGGCUUCCUAAGAGAAUCUUCCCACAGGGCCCAAUUCUGUGAGGUGCUGAGCGGCUCUCCAGCUGGAGGCACACGCGCCAGUCCUGGGGCUGCACAAAAGGAAAGCAGCGUGUUUGAAGUGGCCUGGCUCCCUUUGCUAAACCUGGGCCUGACCUCAAGUGAGCUAUGACCCAGCGCGCAGAGCCAGCGCUGCGGUGUGCAGCCGCUCAGGGGAUUGGGCGACUCUCUGUACUAAGUUGGUCCUGAGAGCAGGCGUCACCUCACACUGAGACUCCAUCAUCUCGUGGCUGGCUCCCCUUGGCUGGGCUGACCUCUAUUUAUCCGACAUCCCCUGCUGCACUUCAACAUCUGUGCACAUGUGAUUUGUGAUAUGUCCGGGUGAGUUUUGGAGUUUGUGUAUUUAUGCUAAGAAUACCAUAAUAAAAACAAGAGAAGUGUAGCAACGUGCAGGCUCCUGACCUUUUCUGAUUGGCUGGGCCAGCUCCCAGGGGCAAUUCACAC